This is a messenger RNA of Acanthaster planci (crown-of-thorns starfish), 5481 nucleotides long. RefSeq names its product sphingosine-1-phosphate phosphatase 2-like. Gene Ontology annotation, molecular function: sphingosine-1-phosphate phosphatase activity. Gene Ontology annotation, cellular component: endoplasmic reticulum membrane. Lineage: Eukaryota; Metazoa; Echinodermata; Asteroidea; Valvatida; Acanthasteridae. Gene Ontology annotation, biological process: sphingosine metabolic process. The record is from RefSeq and is a predicted model, not a curated record.
CCCACUACUGGAAAAUGAACAAGGAUUUGUUUGGAAAAUUCUUCCCACUUUUGUUACUUGAGCGUGGCGGCUACUGGACCUGGAGAGCGUUCGAAGUGUUGGUCGGAAUCUUUGGGUCUUGGAACCAGGUGACACGCAAAGUUUUUUCGAUCGGAUUAAAUUUGAAGGAAAGGAAACGGCCAAGUAGACUUUGCAAAUUUCGGAUUGGAAAGAUGUACAAUGCCUUCAAAAUCUACGUUUGAGCCUUGAACAGCGCAAAGCAUUCCAAGUCUUCCACUCUGAAGUUCCGGAAGCGCUCCAACCGGAGGCAUCUGCAUAAUGGGCGGGGCUAUAGACCAUAACACAACGCGUGUAUGGAGCUAUGUACGCGCACGGCCGGCCGGUACGCCCCAUGAACAACCUGCUGUUAGCAACACGUACGUAUACAACACACCGCCAAGUAGAGGAGAAACCGCCAAAGAGAGCAAACAUGAAAAUGACAUGGCCGAAAAUCUUUGGUUCUUCAUCGGAGAGUAACUCGUUGCCACUUUACGAUGCGUGCACGGUCGCAAGAUUGCAGCGAUUCUUUGGAUUAUAUCCUGCACCAUCGCCGGUUGUCUCGAAGAACGGCCGCAGUUCGCUGACCAACGGAACAAGCAACGGCCCCAGCGCGUCGGCGAGUCAGGAUAAGCCCGCGGAGAACGGGACCGUGGGGCCGGCGGGGUCCGAGCACGGCAGCUCGUUGAAGAACGGGUCCCGGGUUAAACCCAAGUACUAUGUUGCCCAUAAUAAGUGGUGGUUUUAUCUGUUCUCCAUGGGUGCCACGCUCGGAGAUGACGUGUUUUACUUCAUGAUCUUCCCCAUGGCGGCUGCUAACCUGUCCUGGUGGGCCACCCGCCGUAUGGUCAUCAUUUGGGGGAUCUGCAUGUACAUCGGGCAGGCCAGCAAAGAAUUGCUGAAAUGGCCGCGGCCGAGCGAGCCGCCAGUCGUGCGCUUGGAGAGGCGGUACUUCAUGGAAUACGGCAUGCCGUCUACACACGCCAUGGUCGGUACCUUGAUGCCCUUCACAUAUUUGGCAGCUACUUGGAAUCAUUAUGAGUACUCUCAUACCCUUGGUGCAUUGUUGGCCUGCAGUUGGACUCUCCUUGUUUGCUUCAGUCGACUGUACAAGGGAAUGCACUUUGUCCUGGACCUAGUGGUGGGUGUUACCUUGACUGCUAUCCUCAUGCUGUUCAUCUGGCCCUGGUUGGAUGUUAUCGACCACUUUAUACUGACCCAUCCCCAGGCCCCGCUGGUCAUCAUCUCCAGUGCGGUCUUCCUCUGCAUCUGCUACCCUAGCCAAAACGGGGUGGCGGCCACGCGGGCCGACACCAUCACCAUCCUGGGCUCGGUCUCCGGCAUCCUGUGCGGCUUCUGGUUCCUCCACCGGUCGGGGAUGGUCCCCGACGUGGCCGAGCCGCUGGGCGGGGCCAUCGCCUGGCCCGGCUGGGGUGCGGCCGGCAUCAUGCUCCUGAAGUACGCCUUCAGUCAGGUGUUGGCCGUCGUGGUGUACCUGUUCACACGGGCUGUCCUCCUGCAGGCCAUCGCUGUCAUAUUCAACACCGAAAUCAACGAGAACACCAAGAAGCUGUUGUUUGUGGAGCUGCCGUAUCGUUACAUCACGUUCUUGGUCCUACUGUUCAAUUUGUAUGUCGUUUCCCCACUGGUGUUUGCCAAGCUAGGUGUUUAGUACAUUUCCACUGAUUCCUGUUUUUGCCAAUGAUUCUGGAAAUUACGAAGUAAACUAUCGGGCUUAUUAAUUUUGUCAUGCAAAUACUGAUCAAUGGAGCCGACCAAAUUGAUGAAUUCUCAGGUUUACCGAACAAAAAGCCUGCAGGUUCACGCCGUUUUUGUUCUGUAACACAACUUGGGUGCAACACAAACAAUGCGAACACCACCCAAUUUGCUCUAUGGGUGAACAGAUACAUUCAAGUGAAAAUAAACGGACUGUGAGUUUAUGACAUGUGGGACCACAACUUUUUGUCGUCUUUGGGAGAGCCUUUAAUGCCAUCCUUAUCACUCAGGGGCUCUGAGGGCCAUCAAUUCAAAGGCAUUCAGUCAGUAUAGGGUUUGUGUGGCUUCUUCAUUCGUGACGCAGCUGUGAACGUUGUGCCAUACUUGGAGAGAAACUGAAUUGAUUGUGGCAUUUGGAAAGAGUGACCUUUUGACAUUAUGCUUUGAAAUGUCUCCACCGAUUAAAAUUGUCUUUUUUCCUCUAUAAGCCUUUCCGUUACUCCUUGAAUCUUUUGGAGUAAUUGAAUACAGAUUUUAUUUACAGUAUGAUAUAGAGAGAAACAAUAUUUUGAAUGCCAAUGCAAGAUUAAUAUUUUAUAUUUACACAUUGACAUGUAAUCGUCUGUGUGGACACAGCAUUUUAAACUAUCGAGAAAGAAGUCCGGUGCCUUGAAUACAGUAUGCCUUGCCUUCCGUACACAUACACAUUAGCAUUUCUUUGUAUAAUGUCAGUACUUUCCGAUACAGAAAUCACUUUUCCAGUUAGUGAUUUGGCCCCUGCCAAUUAAAACCGGGGCUCUGUUUUGGCUCACUCUGUGUGUAUAUGUAGUUACCAAUUAGGACCGGCAACACCCUUUGAACGUGUAAUUUGGGAAGGUAGGUGUUAUGGUCUCGUUGCACGAAGUGUGAAUGUACAUGUAUAUUUUUUGUCCAGCUUAUUGGAGGCCUGCUUUACACAAAGAAAUAAAAAGAACCUCGAUUAUGCUACAUUCUGAACGCACAUGUACACGUAGGGCUGUUGGAUUUACAGAAUUCUCUUCUAAAAAUAGUAAUUACUUAGGGUGAGUUGUUAUUUUCUGGUAAUAUCUUGCUGGAAAUUGGAAUUCAUUUCUGUAGUACUUACACAGCUAGUCUUUAACUUUUGCAUUUAAUUUCAAGGGGAUCUGUUCAUGCAUUUAAACGUGUAGUUGAAAGACUAAAUCAUUUUAGUCAAAUGAUACUUCUCGGCAUUCAUGUUCAGUAGAUUCCCGUCAAACGUGUUAAUUACAUGUACACGUAUGUAUUGAGUGUAUCCUCCGGUAUGAGCACAGGUUGUCUAGCUAAGAACUUUCCCUAGGUAAUGUUUAUAGUUACUUGAUAUAGUUACUGAUAGUUAUUGUCGACCAGAAACUGCUUUCCUUUAAUUGUGUAUGGUUUUGUAGUGUAUUUCUUUCUGGCCAAUCGAUUACCCUUUAUGAAACGAACUUGGCCAGUCCAUUGUUCUCGGUAAAGGGGAAUAACGCCUUCACCGGUCGUGGUUUCAAAGUAUUCGGUUUACCGAACUAAUGGAAAGGGAACUUGUCAAGUCCAGCAUGAUAUGUCCCUCUGCUCACGUACGCUGUUCAUUGUCUAACGACGUGGGUUAGAGUUUAAUCAUAAAAGCAUACUACGCAUUCCGGUUUCUAUAACUUAAUGGCACUUAUGAAAACUGGUUACAUCCAGUUGGUCAGCAUUUCAGGGGGAGGGUCGGUUAUGGAGUUGGAAGAAUGCGUUUUCGCAGUACAGGCAUAAACCACACGUUGGAUCUGUUGACGUUUUGUAUGAUUCAGUAACGCUAUUUUGAUUUUGCCGAGAAUUAAGGGCAUAAAACAAAAACUUGUAGAUCUGCAUUCAUCUACUGUUUUUAUAACAUUUGCACUGAAGUUUAUUGGUUGCUUGCCGUUUGCCAUUUUUUUGUAUUAACCGAUAUGAUAAAAAUGAGUGAAAACAUCACCAGCAGUGUAAUUACAGCCACCUAGAGGAAACGCUUUUUGCACGCUGAAAGUAUUUCUUUCCCUCCAGCCACAUUUAAAAGCAGCUGCAGUCCUGAACACAGUCCUCAAUAUGGCGGGCUUAGAGGAAUAGUGCCGGAUAUAUAGAGGGUUUGCAUGGCUGCCAUCUUGCAGGCCAGUGCUCUUCCCCACAGAGUGUGCACAAAGGACGAGUAUGCACAAAUCGAUCAAUUCUGUUCUGAGUAUUUCGGUCGGAAAACUGCUUCAGAAAACGGAUGGCGAGAGCUUUCACUUGUACGUGCAGAUAUUGUGCUCCGUGGUUUGAAAUUCCGAGUAAGAGGAAGUCGUGUCAUGGAAUCCUUUGGUAGCGAAUUCACAUUGAAUUGAAAUUCACGUUGAAACUGGCAUUGCUUGUUUCUCUGUGUGGUCACAAUCUUUGAACCAGCGAACCGAUCCAAGUUGGGAUUCUUAAUUAGGAACAGUUAAUCGUGGCUUGUUACUGAGGAAAUUAAUUGCAGGCGUGUUUGAGCUUUUAUCGCUGCACCGACGUAAUUCUUAACAUGUUGCCUGUCGUGAGUUAGUCUCUCCGGCAUGCUACUUACAUGAGUACCAGACCACUGCCAGGGAUAAUGACUCGGUUACUGUAUAUACAUAGAUAAGGUUAUGCCAUUUGGUUUGGGCCAUCAUUCAACAAAAUGUGUUCACUCUGCAUUUUGCCUUAUGGCCGGUUCAAACUUAAUGCGAUGAUGCGAAAGCGAAGCGAAUUUGACGUCUUUUACAACUUUUUACGAAUUCUCAACGCAAAUAUUUGAUCCGACGUCACAAGUUCGCGUUUCGCUUUUCGCGCGAAAUGUGAACCAGCCUGUAUCUCGCUUCUCAGUACAAAGAUAGACUCAGUUGCGUGUCAUCCCUCAGGAUUGGUGUGAUACAUGUACAAGUUGUAAGUGUUUGUCUUCAGUACCGAAACCACCUUGAAAUUGGUGCAUUAUAUAGAAACAAUGAUGGCAUAUUUAUAAAAUUUUUGUACAUACAUUUUGUUGUAGAAUUGGCUACGUACACUCCGUUCAGCAAUUUGAUUACGUUUGCCAAUAAUAAUUGUGCUGUCAAUUCCACAGAUGUAAUAGUUUUAAAAAGAGGAAAUCUGUUUUAUUUUUUCAGUGCGGCACGAUUUAAUUUUGCGCGAGGCUUCCGUACAGGCAAGACGUGGCUUGUAGCUAAGCUGGUUUUGCGUAUGACCCAAUAUUCCAUCGACAGAAUGCAACGAAUUGAAGAUUAUGUGUAGCCUGCACUGACCUUUUGUAUGGUGCACUUUGUACGAUGUACAUGUACUGUGCACAUGUGCAUGUACACUUGUACAUGUACAUGUUAUAAUUAUGUACAAGCACUGUACGUGUAUUCAGUGACACUCACACGAUUAAUGACGUUCUGUGGACGUUGCAGUUGAAUAUUGGCGAAGUACAUGUACAAUCCAGAUGAUGUAUACGUGUGCGUAUCCGUGUCAUUGUGCAUUUUUCUGUAUGAAAAGUUUCUCUGCCAUCUUGUGAUUCACGUUUUUUUUUGUGUAACACAUGGACGAUGACACCAAUUAUGAGUGCCCGUGAUUUAUACAUGUAUAUAUUUGAAAUGACAUAUUUCAAUCUACUUCUUCAAAAAGGUUUGUGAUAUUGAAACGGCCUGCUUUGUGUUAGUUAAACCUUCAUUUUUUUUCUCGAGAACUCGAGUGCUGAAUAUAUGUCAGUAAAGGACGGUUUCGAGAAAC